This is a messenger RNA of Andrographis paniculata, 3403 nucleotides long. RefSeq names its product mannosylglycoprotein endo-beta-mannosidase. The record is from RefSeq and is a predicted model, not a curated record. Lineage: Eukaryota; Viridiplantae; Streptophyta; Magnoliopsida; Lamiales; Acanthaceae. Gene Ontology annotation, molecular function: hydrolase activity, hydrolyzing O-glycosyl compounds. Bases 256 to 3141 code for a protein of 961 amino acids. Gene Ontology annotation, biological process: carbohydrate metabolic process. The transcript is spliced from 11 exons.
UAAAUUUUCACUGCUCGGCGGUACCUCCGCCGCCUGUCCUGCCGGGCCGCCGGAAGUCGCUGGCCUCUCAUUUCUGCAAAAUCUACCGCAAUAACCGCAGUGAAUCACUUCUGCUUUCAAGAGCACUACUAAUUGCUGCUAACUGUCGUCAUUUACAGUGUAACCACGCAUUUCGUAAAGUCCACCGACUCCAGAUUUGUCCCUAGCGCAAAAACGACGAAACGACGACGUUUGUAUUCUUCCGCCGCUUCGGUAAUGUCGCUGCAGCCUCCGCCGGCGGAGAUCGGGAAGAGAGUGUUGGGGGAUGGAUGGCUUGCCGCGCGGUCCACGGAGGUCAGCGCCACCGGAGUCGAGCUCACCACAACCGACCCUCCCGCCACCAGUCAACCCCCGUGGAUGGAGGCCGUAGUUCCCGGAACUGUUUUGGCAACUCUAGUGAAGAAUAAUGUCGUCCCCGACCCCUUUUAUGGGCUGGGGAACGAGGCGAUUAUCGACAUUGGUGAUUCGGGGAGGGAGUAUUACACUUUCUGGUUUUUCACAAGAUUCAAACUGAAGCUGUCGACAAAUCAGUACGUGGAUCUGAAUUUCCGUGGUAUAAAUUACUCUGCCGAGCUUUAUCUAAACGGGCACAAGAAGGUCCUCCCAAAGGGGAUGUUCCGAAGGCAUUGCAUUGAUGUCACCGAUAUUCUAAAUCCAUCCGGUGAAAAUCUAUUGGCCGUCCUCGUCUUCCCUCCCGAUCAUCCGGGGAAAAUCCCUCCGGAAGGUGGUCAGGGUGGUGAUCAUGAGAUUGGUAAAGAUGUCGCCACACAAUAUGUUGAGGGGUGGGAUUGGGUGGCUCCAAUAAGGGAUAGAAACACUGGUAUCUGGGACGAGGUCUCACUUUCCGUGACGGGGCCAGUGAAGGUAGUGGAUCCUCACUUAGCCUCGACAUUCUACGACAAUUACAAGCGGGUGUACCUUCAUACGACGCUCGAUUUGGUCAACAAGGGUGACAAAGCCGCCGAAUGUAAUUUGACUAUCCAGGUGGCAACCGAAGUUGAAGGGGAUGUAUACACAAUCGAGCAUCUCUACUCUCAGAUUCUUCAGGUUCCGGCAAGAUCUCUUGUUCAGUAUACAUUUCCGGAGCUAUUCUUCUAUAAACCCAAUCUGUGGUGGCCCAAUGGAAUGGGGAACCAAUCUUUAUACGACGUAGAGAUAAAUGUUACAGUGCAAGAUCAUGGAGAAUCGGAUAAAUGGAGCCAACCGUAUGGGUUUCGUAAGAUUGAGAAUAAAAUCGAUGCUGCUACUGGAGGAAGGCUAUUUAAGGUCAAUGGAGAGCGGGUAUUCAUUCGGGGAGGUAAUUGGAUAUUAUCCGAUGGAUUGCUACGGUUUUCGAAGAAACGGUACAAAGCUGAUAUCAAAUUUCAUGCCGACAUGAACUUCAACAUGAUACGAAUAUGGGCUGGAGGUAUUGCCGAGCGUCCCGACUUCUACCAUUAUUGUGACAUUUAUGGACUUCUGGUUUGGCAAGAGUUUUGGAUAACCGGAGAUGUUGACGGGCGUGGCGACCCAAUAUCAAAUCCUGAUGGUCCGUUGGACCAUGAUCUCUUUUUGUUGUGUGCUCGGGACACGGUGAAGAUGCUAAGAAAUCAUCCGAGUCUUGCUCUAUGGGUCGGAGGCAACGAGCAAGUUCCUCCACCAGAUAUUAACUUAGCUUUGGAACAGUUUCUCCAACUCCACCCUCAUUAUUUAAGCUCUAAUUAUUCCUCAGAAGGGAGUUCCUCGAUAUUGAAGGACCCGAGCACAUAUCUAGACGGGACUCGUGUCUACAUCCGAGGAUCUAUGUGGGAUGGCUUCGCAGAUGGCAAAGGAAAUUUCACCGAUGGCCCUUACAAUAUCCAAAAUCCCGAGGACUUUUUCAAGGAUGAUUUUUACAAGUAUGGUUUUAAUCCUGAGGUUGGUUCGGUAGGAAUGCCGGUUGCAGAAACUAUUAGAGUGACAAUGCCUCCAGAGGCUUGGCAGAUUCCUUAUUUCCGAAAAUUGUCGAGUGGUUAUGUGCAAGAAGUCCCGAAUCCCAUAUGGACCUAUCAUAAGUAUAUCGAAUAUUCAAAACCGGGGCUUGUCCAUGACCAGAUUUUGCUCUACGGAACUCCCAAGGAUCUCGAUGACUUUUGCCUUAAGGCACAAAUGGUGAACUAUAUCCAAUACCGAGCUCUCUUAGAAGGUUGGACUUCGCACAUGUGGUCUAAAUUCACAGGCGUUUUGAUUUGGAAGAAUCAAAACCCGUGGACUGGUCUUCGGGGGCAAUUCUACGAUCAUCUCCACGAUCAAACUGCUGGGUUCUUUGGCUGUCGUCACGCUGCAGAACCGAUUCACGUGCAGUUGAAUCUGGCAACGAAUUUUGUGGAGGUAGUGAAUACAACGUCGAAAGAACUAUCUAAGAUAGCUGUGGAGAUUUCGGUUUGGGAUCUCGACGGAUCGUGCCCGUAUUACGAAGUCUUCGAUGACUUGUCCGUGCCCCGGAAGAGAACAUUGCGGAUUUUCGAAAUGAAAUAUCCCAAAUCCGGGAACCCGAAACCCGUUUAUUUUCUUCUUUUGAAGCUCUACAAGAUGUCGGACGACGAGAUAUUGUCCCGAAACUUCUACUGGCUGCAUCUCCCGGGCGGCGACUACAAGCUUCUAGAAGCGUAUAGGAAGAACACGGUUCCCCUCGAGGUUAGCUCUUUAACAUUCAUUAAGGGGUCGAGCUAUGAGAUUCGGAUGCACAUAAAGAACGCGUCGAAGAAGCUCGGUGAUCAUGGUAAGCCGGUGUCUGAAUCUGGACAUUGUCCGAAGAAGAACGAGUUUGCUAAGGCGCUGUCUGAAUCUGUCCGUUGUCUGAAGAUGAAAACAAACGAUGCGAAAGUGACUAAGGUUAAGGGGACGGCGGCUGGAGUUGCGUUCUUUGUUCGCUUGUCGGUUCAUGAUUCGAAGAAGGAUGGAAAUGGCGGCAGAACAGACACGCGGAUCUUGCCGGUUCAUUAUUCGGACAACUAUUUCUCACUGGUGCCGGAGGAGGCGAUGACGGUGUCGCUCAAGUUUGAGGUUCCGGAAGGCGCGACUCCUCGUGUGGUGAUGCAUGGAUGGAAUUAUGAGGAGCAGGUGGAGCUUGCUAUUGUGUAGCGGCUGACCGGUGACCGUCGGACGCCGGAAUUUCGAUCGCUGGCGGCCGGAAAAUGUGUGGUGUUGUGAUCAAUCCUGUUGUUUUGUGUGAGGUUUGAGGUUGUGGGAAUAAAAUGGAGGGACUUGCUUGUUGUUGUUGUGAUAUGUAGGUGUGGUGGAUUUUCCUGGUGUUCCGAGUCCUGGGAGCUCGGGUCGUGACCUCAGUAUAUAUAGGUCAUGCUUGGAAUAAUAUAUAUAUAUUUAAUUUGGGAGCUCUGUUUAA